Trichechus manatus latirostris (Florida manatee) is the source of this 3859-nucleotide messenger RNA. It is a transcript of the gene PEX5, whose product is annotated as peroxisomal biogenesis factor 5. The record is from RefSeq and is a predicted model, not a curated record. Bases 87 to 2009 code for a protein of 640 amino acids. Gene Ontology annotation, molecular function: protein binding. The transcript has 16 exons. Gene Ontology annotation, cellular component: cytosol; peroxisomal membrane. NCBI's taxonomy places the organism in Eukaryota, Metazoa, Chordata, Mammalia, Sirenia, Trichechidae. Gene Ontology annotation, biological process: protein import into peroxisome matrix, docking.
GGUGUCCCCGCAGGUUUUGCUGCGCGGCGCGCAGCGGUGAGCACAAGGCCCCAGGAGGGCUUGCGGACAGAGAGCUGGCGGUCAUCAUGGCAAUGCGGGAGCUGGUGGAGGCAGAAUGCGGCGGUGCCAACCCACUCAUGAAACUGGCUGGGCACUUCACCCAAGACAAGGCCCUGCGACAGGAAGGCUUGAGGCCUGGCCCCUGGCCCCCGGGAGCCCCCGCUCCGGAGGCGGUCUCUAAGCCUUUGGGAAUAGCCUCUGAAGAUGAGCUGGUGGCUGAAUUCCUGCAUGACCAGAAUGCACCACUUGUAUCCCGUGCCCCUCAGACCUUUAAGAUGGAUGACCUCCUGGCAGAGAUGCAGGAGAUUGAACAGUCCAGCUUCCGCCAGGCUCCCCAGAGAGCCCCUGGUGUGGCAGACUUGGCCUUGUCGGAGAACUGGGCCCAGGAGUUUCUUGCAGCUGGAGAUGCUGUGGAUGUAACUCAGGAUUAUAAUGAGACUGACUGGUCCCAAGAAUUUAUCUCUGAAGUUACAGAUCCCUUAUCUGUGUCCCCUGCCCGCUGGGCAGAAGAAUAUCUGGAACAGUCAGAGGAGAAGCUGUGGCUGGGAGAGCCUGAGGGGACAUCCGCCACUGAUCGUUGGUACGAUGAAUAUCAUCCUGAGGAGGAUCUGCAGCACACGGCCAGUGACUUUGUGGCCAAGGUGGAUGACCCCAAAUUGGCUAACUCUGAGUUCCUGAAAUUCGUGCGGCAGAUUGGCGAGGGUCAAGUGUCCCUGGAGUCCGGUGCAGGGUCGGGCCGAGCUCAGGCAGAACAGUGGGCAGCAGAGUUUAUUCAGCAGCAGGAUACAUCAGAGGCCUGGGUUGACCAAUUCACGAGACCAGUAAACACAUCUGCCCUUGAUAUGGAGUUUGAGCGAGCCAAGUCAGCGAUAGAGUCUGAUGUCGAUUUCUGGGACAAGUUGCAGGCAGAGUUGGAGGAGAUGGCAAAACGGGAUGCUGAGGCUCACCCCUGGCUGGUUGACUACGAUGAUCUCACGUCUGCUUCCUAUGAUAAGGGGUACCAGUUUGAGGAGGAGAACCCCCUGCGUGACCACCCCCAGCCUUUUGAGGAAGGGUUGCGGCGACUUCAGGAGGGGGACCUGCCGAAUGCUGUGCUGCUUUUUGAGGCAGCUGUGCAGCAGGAUCCUAAGCACAUGGAAGCUUGGCAGUAUCUGGGUACCACUCAGGCAGAGAAUGAACAGGAACUAUUAGCCAUCAGUGCCCUGCGGAGGUGUCUGGAGCUAAAGCCAGAUAACCGGACAGCACUGAUGGCACUGGCUGUAAGCUUCACCAACGAGUCCCUACAGCGCCAGGCCUGUGAAACCCUGAGAGACUGGCUGCGCUACUCACCCACCUACGCCCAUCUGGUGACCCCUAGUGAAGAGAGGGCUGGUGGGGCAGGACUGGGCCCCAGCAAACGUGUCCUGGGAUCUCUGUUGUCUGACUCCAUGUUUCUUGAAGUAAAAGAGCUCUUCCUGGCAGCUGUGCGCCUGGACCCUUCAUCCAUUGACCCUGAUGUGCAGUGUGGUUUGGGAGUCCUUUUCAACCUCAGUGGGGAGUAUGACAAGGCCGUGGACUGUUUCACAGCUGCCCUCAGUGUUCGUCCCAAUGACUAUUUGUUGUGGAAUAAGCUAGGGGCCACCCUAGCCAAUGGAAACCAGAGUGAAGAAGCAGUAGCUGCAUACCGCCGGGCCCUGGAGCUACAACCUGGCUAUAUCCGGUCCCGCUAUAACCUGGGCAUCAGCUGCAUCAACCUUGGGGCUCACCGGGAGGCUGUGGAACACUUUCUGGAGGCCCUGAACAUGCAGAGGAAAAGCCGAGGCCCUCGGGGCGAAGGGGGCGCCAUGUCAGAGAACAUCUGGAGCACGCUGCGUUUGGCGUUGUCUAUGUUAGGCCAGAGUGAUGCCUAUGGGGCAGCUGAUGCCCGGGAUCUGCCUGCUCUCCUAGCUAUAUUUGGCCUGUCCCAGUGACAGUGGGAUGGGCUGCCCUGUGAGUGUCCGCCUGGAGGGGUCCCCGCUCUGGAUGUGACUCUCUCUCCCUAGAUGGGCCUACCAAGGGGGUGGGCUGAUGACCACAAGCGGUACGGCCUCUCAGGAGCUGCCUCAGUUUAGGGGCAGGUAGUCCGUGUUCUCAUCCCUACGUAAUUGUAGGAAAAUGAGCUGUGUUGUCUCUGAGUCCCUUGGUAAUUCAAGGGCUGUACAUCCAGCUACAGAUCUCUCUGCUCAUCAUGCCCUUUCUUGGUGCUGCUUUUUGGGUAGGCCCAAAGAUAGAGGGUAACUGUUGUCAUCAGCUGCCAUUUCUUACAGGGCCUACCACAUUUGUAAUGUCUGUCUUUUCCCCCACUUUUACUAGCUGUUGAUCAUAGUAUAGCUUCCUUAGGCAGUUGCAUGUAGGAGGUUCUCCUGCCGUGCACCUCUAAAGAUGCCUAUAGCUGGGAUGGGAUGUGUUAGGGGUUGGCGUGCUUGAUUAAAUGUUGAUUGGGCUCAGCAGAGUUGAGUUUUGGUAGAGGUGCUCAGAGUUCUGUCAUUCUUGGACUGCUUCUGGCUGUGAGCUUCAGAUUCCCUGUGAGCACAAUGCUGCAAGCAAUAAUGCCGGUAUCAUUAUAGUAGGCGUCCUCUGGAGCUUAGGUGUGGGUCAUUAAGGGGCCAGGGCCAGUUGCAGAGUGUUUGGGGGUUAGGGAGGAGGAAGGCUCGUUUGUGGAAUGAGCCUAGAGCCAACCAGACGGGAUCAGAUCAAAGGCUAUGUUCUGGGGGCUUUGGUGGGAGGACAGAGGAAGUGAGAUGCAGGUUGUGAGUGUACCAGUCUCUCCUCUUCUUAGAAAAACCUGAGUGUAGGAGUUGAGCUAGCUCUUCUGGAAAAUUGAUUCAGAGAUUGCAACCUUUCCAAAUCCCUAGCCAAGAGGAGCAUCAGUGUUACUGUAAGCCUUUGCUGUACUUCUUGAAAUGUUUCUGGGGAGAGUGUCAAAAAAUCCCCCUCCUCCCUGUUACCUCACAAGGUGAAGUUUGAGGGAAGAUGAGGGAGCAGCUUGGAUUCUUCUUAGCUUCUCGAUGGGAAGAUACACUAAUCCCCAGAAAUGACUGCUGAGCCUCUUGCCUUGUCUUCAGUAGUUAAUGAUCAGAGAGAUUUUUUUUUUUAAACUACCAUUGUCCCAAAGUUCCAUCCUGAAAUUUAUUUUUCUUUGUAUGAAUGUGUACAUGAUUUAAAAAUAAAACUGUAAAAUAUUUGUAUGAAGAAUAAAUGGAGCUGAUAUGGGUAUGAAUCUUGCUGCCAGUUGUGAAGGUAGGGGCAGAAGGUGGGUUGGUGUUUGGAGGAUUGGUAUUCAACAGUUUUCCUCUUCUCAAAAUCUAAUUGUAUGUUGAUCAUCCAUCCAUCCAUCUACCCAGUAAUUGUGGAGAACCUAAUAUAUGUUUGGAGCCCUGCUGGUGCAGUGGUUAAGAGCUUGGCUGCCAACCAAAAGGUUGGCAGCUGGACUCCACCGGCUGCUCCUUGGAAACUCUAUGGAGCAGUUCUGCUCUGUCCUAUAGGGUCUCUAUGAGUCGGAAUUGACUUGAUGGUAACGGGUAAUAUAUGCUUUACGGGAGUAUGAAUAAUAUGGACAAGGUCCCCGUCUGUGGUCUAGCAGGAGAGAGAUGUUUAACAAUCAUAUACAUUUUUCAUACUUGUAUCACUGCUACUACAAAGGAAAAUACAGGGUGCUGUAUAAAAGUUAAAGGCCCCUGAGUGAUACAGACAGUUUGUACUUGGUUGCUCAUCUAAAGGUUGACGGUUCAAACCACUCAGUGGCUCCAUGAAAGACCUGAUGAUCUGCUUCUGUAAAGAU